Molecule: messenger RNA, 927 nt
Organism: Aspergillus versicolor CBS 583.65
Lineage: Eukaryota; Fungi; Ascomycota; Eurotiomycetes; Eurotiales; Aspergillaceae
Product: zinc metalloprotease
Exons: 2
Coding region: 1-927 (308 amino acids)
Molecular function (GO): metallopeptidase activity
Source: RefSeq, a predicted model, not a curated record
AUGCGCUUCCUCCCCAUCCUCCUCGGCUUCGGCGCCCUCGCAGCCGCCCGAUGCGGUACAGGCCGUGCCUCUGAAGAGCAACGGUCCUACCACAAGUAUCUCCAUGAAAAAGAAGCCCGCGAGGCCCAUCAGCCUGCUACCCGCGAUGUGUUCGACGUCGAGAUCGACACCUACAUCCACAUCGUCAACGGCAACAGCACCACAAACCACACCCAGAUCCCGCAGCGCAUCAACAAGCAGAUGGCCGUGCUGAACGAGAAAUACGAGCCCACCGGCUUCUCCUUCAAGCUCAUCGACGUCUCCUACACCAACAACGCAAGCUGGCUCAACAUGCAAGACGGGUCCGACCAGGAGCUCGACAUGAAGCGCUCUCUCCGCCGCGGCGACUUCAAGUCCGCCAACAUCUACUUCGUUGACCUCGAGGAAGACCUGCUUGGUGUCGCAACAUUCCCCACAAACAAAGGCCCCAACAAAUUCAAGCUCGACGGCAUCAUGUGCUCCCUCGCAACCCUCCCCGGCGGCCAAAAGCCCUACGACCUCGGCAUCACCGCCGUCCACGAAGUCGGCCACUGGCUGAACCUGCUACACACCUUCCAGCCCCCCGACGACGCCGCAGAGGACGACCUAACCGCCGGCUGCCGCGGCCACGGCGACUUCGUCAUCGACACCCCCGCCGAGGGAACAUCAGCCGAGGGCUGCCCUCGUUUCCGGGAUACCUGCACCGGCCGGAACGAGACGCUGAAUACCCAUUCUAUCAACGGACCUGACCCUAUUCAUAACUUCAUGGAUUACACGGAUGAUCGCUGUCUUACGGAGUUUACCCGUGGGCAGAUUGUGCGUAUGCAGAACUCGUGGGAGCUGCGCGAGCACUAUACCCCUGGUAUUGGUGGGCGUCGUGCGAGUCCUCAGUCUGGGUGGGGGCACUAA